CAUAGGAAGUGUUGUGAAGAGAAUAGCAUCGGAACAAGAUUUUUUGGUGGCUAGAUUGCGAAAACCAAAACAACAGUUCGAGAGAAGAACAAACAAACUUUAGAAAAGACUUCCUUCCGUCCGUGCGAUCCACUCGUUAAGAACAACGCCACUUGCUUGUGAAACGGUUUCGAAUUCUUAAGCUGAACGAGAAAGAAUCACAUCGCCGACAUGUCGAACAAUCAAAACAACUCAGGGGUCCCCAAUUGGGCGCUGUCGCCAUCUCAACAGCAGCAGCAGCAGCAGUACAAUCCUCAACAGCAGCAGCAGCAGCAGUACAAUCAUCAACAGCAGCAGCAGCAGCAGCAACAACACUAUCAGCAACGUCCUCCCCCGCAACAGCAGCAACGUCAACCUCAUCCGGCCGCAGCGCCCCACCCGCAACAGCAGCAGGCUGCCAUCCCCCAUGGCGCCGCAACGCCGCAGCCGUCGGCUCUGCAGCCGGUGGCGCCUUCCCAACCCAGCGGGGAAAACAAGCGCCGAAACGAGGCCGCCAACAAGGUAUUGGUAACCCGAACGCCGGACGAGGAAACCGAGGACGGACGGAUCCGGAAUCGGGAGGCCAUGGCAAAGAUCCGCGAUGCAUGGGUCUACAAACAGGUCCGGGAACGCGCACGGGAAUUCACCGAAUACCGACAGGCAAGUGUUUGGUUGCGGAUCGGAUCGGAAUGAGAAUAUUUGUGUGUUCCUACGGCGUUCACCGCGUUGUCGCUGCAAAUGUCUGCACCUGUGGGUUUGAAAGGAAAAGAUUGCAGCCUCGAGUCCAAAAUUGAAACAAGCAAUGGAAUAUCUGUAGAUUUCAUCUUUCUCACACAGUUUGUUCUUGUUUUGUUUUUGAAACUACCCAUCAACUCUGGUUCGACCCAAUGCCUGGUUUAUCAAUCCAAAUGGAAUCAUUCCAAUACCACAGUCUACCAUUUUUGUUGGUACCUGGAACGUCAACGCCAAGGGCAAGGAAGAAUCCCUGCGCGAAUGGAUUUGCGGCGACUGGAUGCGCCACAAUCUCAUGCCGGAUAUUGUCGUGGUGGGGUUCCAGGAGAUCGUCGAUCUCAAUGCCGUCAACGUUGCGGUAGGAAACAAAACGGAGCAGAGGACCCAGUAUUGGUCGGAUCAGCUCCUGCAGACUCUGAAUCCUUCACACAAUCAGCACGGCCAGCCCUUGGCACCACAAUACUCCCUCGUCAUGCAACGGAGCCUGGUGGGAUUGUUGAUUUGUUUGUUUGUCAAGGUCCAGCAUAGACCUCGAUGUAAGGCGGUUGCUAGCGAUUCGGUCGGCGUCGGUGUUAUGGGUAUGAUGGGUAACAAGGGUGGGGUCAGUGUUCGCCUCCAAUUUUACGACUCGAAUAUUUGUUUUAUUUGCAGCCACUUGGCGGCCCACCGAGAAAACGUUGCGGGACGAAAUGCCGAUUUUCUAAAUGUACUUCAAAAGACAAGCUUCGAGGUAGGCGAAGAAGUGGUUCGGGAAACCAUCCGCAACGGGUCCAUGAGCCAAUGGGCCCUCGGUACUUCCAGCGUAAGCGCUACUGAUCACGACGUCGUCUUUUGGCUCGGAGAUCUGAACUACCGCAUCGACGAGAGCAUGCCAGUCGAAAAAGUACUGGAGCUGUCGAUCCAAAAGCGACUGGAUCCCCUGCGCCCCCUCGAUCAACUCAACGUAGAGCGGAAAGAGGGGCGGGCUUUCCAGGGCUUCGAGGAAGGGGUCCUGAAUUUUGUUCCGACCUACAAAUACCAGCCGGGGACAGAUGUCUACGAGCAGCGCCCCGAAAAGAAAUUGCGUGCCCCGGCCUGGUGUGAUCGAAUCCUAUGGAUGAGCCCUGACGAUCCCCAGCACAUUCAGCAACUCACUUACAACCGAAGUGAGACGCCAAAUUGUUCCGAUCACAAACCAGUGUACUCGACCCUGCGCUGCACCGUGAAGGACGUGGUGGUGGAAAAGCGUGAGCGGAUCUACAAGGAACUUCUGGGCCUCUUGGAUCAAUUCGAAAAUCAAUCCCUUCCGAUGGUCGGAUUGGAUACCACCGAACUAGACUUUGGGGCAGUGCGAUACGAGCAAUCCGUCACUCUGCCCAUUCGGAUUACCAACACCGGAAAAGUUUGCGCCCAGUACCGGUUUGUUACGAAACUCGACGAGGUAUGUUUUUUGCUUUUGCUGUCGUUUCUUAUAUCUAGAAUCUGUUGAUACACAGCGUGUUGGAUCGCAUUGAAUUCGUGUACAAUUGUUUACGAUAUGAGUCAUUCACACAAUGUUCCAUUGCAUUUUACCCUUGUCGAUAUUUUUCACAAUAUCUAUGUUACGGCAAUAUUGUCAACAAUUUUUUAGAAUUUUUUGUGCAAGUCUUGGAUGACCAUAACGCCAACGUAUGGGAUGCUUAUUCCGGGAGAAACUGCUGCCACUAUCAACGUCACAGUAACGAUUGACAACAAGACCGCACAGUUGUUAAAUGGGGGGAGGGAGGUAUUGGAUGAUGUACUCAUCCUGCGAUUAGAAAAUGGGCGCGAUUACUACAUUACGGUGAAAGGAACGUAUGCGAGAUCGUGCUUCGGGAUGACCCUCGACGAGAUGGUCCUGUACAAGGACCCCAUCCGCACCAUUCCGCUCGACCCAAUCGAACGUGCCGGUCAGUUCCCCAACGAGUCGGAUAUCAGCCCUAGCAAUGCCUUGUGCAUUCCGAAAGAGCUUUGGCGAGUUGUAGAUGCAAUUUACGAAAAAGGAUUGCAAACCCCAGAACUCUUUUCUACAGCUGGAAUCCCCGCAGAGGUAGCGCACAUCCGCGAAGCGCUCGACACCGGUUCUCCCUUCUCUUCGCCUUACUCAAUCCACUCGUAUGUGGAGUGUUUUACCAAAUUGUUGUCGUCGCUCUCCGCUCCAGUUAUACCCCCGAGCAUGUUUCCAAUGGUCGAGAUCAAUUCCGAAAACAUUCAAUCGAUGUCCCGUAAAUUCUUGGAAGUAUUGACGCCGGUACACUACAAUGUACUGGUCUAUGUCAUGUCCUUCUUCCGAGAAGUUUUGCUCUAUAGAGACAGGAAUGGACUGACAGCAGCCAAAAUAGCCCGCAUUUGUUGCCAGUGUUGUUCGCCAACUCCUGCCAAUGUCGUCUUAGAGACUACCAUGGUCCAACGGCAAGCAGGAAUGCAUCUAAUUUUGCUACACCUUCUAGAAACAAGCUCAAUUUAACACGUACUAAAAAGUCACUAAAAAC
Molecule: messenger RNA, 3239 nt
Organism: Pseudo-nitzschia multistriata
Lineage: Eukaryota; Bacillariophyta; Bacillariophyceae; Bacillariales; Bacillariaceae
Source: the annotation of a GenBank genome assembly